AGAUAAUAAUACACCAAGGUUCGGACCUUAUCGAAAAACUGAAAAGGCUUGUUUUUUCUUUUCUUUACUCCAUUCGCCGGUUAUACUGCCCACUUUGACUGUGACUUACUCCAAUCCACAAGCCAAGCAUCCCCCUUCCCUCCUCUCUCCUCUCCCCUCACUCUCUCCUCUCCCUCCAAUCCGGCCACACAAACCCCGGCCGUCUCCGCCUAUCCCGACACGCCGUCGCCCAAAACACCGUAACUAUAACCAACUCCACCCCUCCCAGCACCAGCACCGCCCUCUCCGCCUUCCCCCUUCCCCCGAAGAACGCCAACAACACAAUCGUCGGCACCCACACCACGGCGUUCAGGUACCACAGGCUGAAAAACAACACCAUGAACCUGCCCGCUUGGUAUACUUGCAGUCGCGGCGGGCCCGGGGAGAAUAUCCCGUACCGGUCGGGGAUCCGCAGUAGUCGCGAUUGGAUCCUGUAGCAUCGAGCGCCGACGGCGAGGCGCACCGGGUUUAGGGUGUUGUUGCGGAUUACGUCCUCUUUAAAGAAGGCCGUGGAGAAUAGGUUGCCGAGGUUGUGGAAGAGCUGUUGAGGCAU
Daldinia sp. EC12 is the source of this 592-nucleotide messenger RNA. Lineage: Eukaryota; Fungi; Ascomycota; Sordariomycetes; Xylariales; Hypoxylaceae. The record is from the annotation of a GenBank genome assembly.